Molecule: messenger RNA, 1083 nt
Organism: Ophidiomyces ophidiicola
Lineage: Eukaryota; Fungi; Ascomycota; Eurotiomycetes; Onygenales; Onygenaceae
Exons: 1
Coding region: 1-1083 (360 amino acids)
Source: RefSeq, a predicted model, not a curated record
AUGGGCUUACCCGAGCUCGGAUUCGAGCCAUCUGCUCCGGGAUCAUACGGAACUCUGUGCAAUAUUAACCCUACAAGCUAUAUUGAACAAGCCCGUGCUGCUCUCGAAACUCAGCGAGUUGGCUUUGAAUCAGAGAGAGCCGCUUUUGCUGAAGAACGCAAGCUUUGGGAUUGCGAAAGGCGCUUAAUGCAGCAGAGAAUCGCGCAACUGGAAAGGCAUGGUGACAAAGACCACAAUGCGCCAAUGACAGGCCCAACCGUCACUAUGCCUACCCAACCUGAAGCUGAAGAAAAACAUCAUAUAUGGGAAGGUACCAGCCCGACUGGCUUGCCGUCGCGGAUAUUUCCACUUGAUGUUUCUCAGGCAGGACCGGGGUCGACCGAUCCCGACAAUUCUCCGUCAUUAGAUGAGGCCUUGUCCCCUAGAUCUCGACCUACCGAUCGCCACGACCCUAUUGGCAUACCCAUCGAAUUUGUGGAUAGCUCGCUGGACGGCAUAACGCUGAAGUCAACUGCACUGCCACCUGAUAUUGCCGCAAAAGUCUCAUCUCCAAUGCCAACCGCUCUGCCAACCUCGGCUCCUCGCCUUUCUUUGCAUGAACCUGUCGCUACAGAACCUAUAGCAAAUCUACCACUACAUCCUGCCUGCCUGGCGUCGCCACUUCCUGCCAUCCCAAGCAAUAUCGAUGAUACCCCAAUGGACCUUCCAGAGCAGCUAGCUGAAUCUUCCUUCCCGUUUCCAAUCGUUGAUUCAAUACCGGACGAGUCACCCUGUGCACCGCUGCCAUCCCUUUUCCCUGUCGCUAGUCUUGAUCCAGGUGGUGACCACCAACUAGAGAAUAAUGAUCCUGCCCUUCACGAACCCCUUAAUUUACAAAAUGAUGAAGAACAUGAUGCCGAAUUUCUAGAGGAGCUAGAUCAUAAAUUGCUUAAAGAAGCCAAAAGGAUGCUAGCGAAACCCUCAUUGUCAUCUGAUGGAGAGGAUGAAAUAGAAGGAGAGCCUCCCGAACCGGAGCCGGAACUACGGUUCAAAUACAGUACCAAUUUUGGAAGUGCAUUUGGCUCCAUGCAACUUGAAUCUUAG